This is a messenger RNA of Pipistrellus nathusii (Nathusius's pipistrelle), 678 nucleotides long. The record is from the annotation of a GenBank genome assembly. Lineage: Eukaryota; Metazoa; Chordata; Mammalia; Chiroptera; Vespertilionidae.
AUGAGGAAGGCCAGGUUCUGGGGGCUGCUGUGGACGUCCUUCAUCCUAGAACUCCAAGGUGCGCCCACAUCAGAGAGCAAGCGUACGCUGACCGAGGGGACGCACCUGUUGGAGAAAUGUCCUGUCAGUGUGAACAAGUACUUGCACUACCGGAAGGCGUGGCAGAGGCUGGGAGACGGAGGGGAGAUCCAGACAUUAGUCAAUACAGAGUUGACCUCAGGGAUGAACUCCAGAGUCCAGAUGGGCAGGUACCUCCUAGACGACAUGCCCUGUGAGGGCAUAAUGUACGUUCACAUGUCCGACCUGCGCCUGGAGGACUCGGGACUGUACCGGUGUGUGAUCUACCAGCCACCCAAAGCCCCCAUCCCACUGCACCAGCCCAUACGCCUGGUGGUGAUAAAGGAUCCUGCCUCACACAUUGAUUCUAUCAAGAAUCUGGUUCGGAGUUCCACUCUUCCUCCUGUGAACACCACGACCCGGGCCAGGACCCGUACCAGCACCCGUCCUGUGACUCAGCCAAUGUCAACUGCCAGCCUCGGAGUCAACCCCACACACAAGACAGACACCCCCAGGAUCUCUACGACCAGCAUCAUCACCAUCGUGGUGUGUGGAAUCCUCAGUAAGAGCCUGGUCUUCACACUCCUGUUGAUCGCCACUCAGAGGUCAUUUGGCAGCUAG